Messenger RNA from Branchiostoma floridae (Florida lancelet), 6099 nucleotides. Its product is annotated as follistatin-related protein 5-like. Bases 445 to 3204 code for a protein of 919 amino acids. The record is from RefSeq and is a predicted model, not a curated record. Gene Ontology annotation, molecular function: axon guidance receptor activity; calcium ion binding; protein binding. Gene Ontology annotation, cellular component: neuronal cell body; axon; plasma membrane. NCBI's taxonomy places the organism in Eukaryota, Metazoa, Chordata, Leptocardii, Amphioxiformes, Branchiostomatidae. Gene Ontology annotation, biological process: synapse organization; homophilic cell-cell adhesion. The transcript has 18 exons.
UGGACUCGUCCAGGUGCAAUGCACACUGUGGGGUGAAACGGAGGGGAGGAAGCUCUGCGCCGCUGGUUUCGCUGCGGAUGGGAGAGCGUUAGAGAGCCGUCAAACCCUUCCUAGCCGGACCGGACAGCGUCGUAUCUUCAAGACGGUGCGUAAGGAAGCGAGGAGAGUGACCGAGAAAGAGACGCGCCGGAUGCUGCGGUGAACGGGAGGAGCACAGCCAAUCAGCGCGCUCGGUUCCGCAUUACGUCACGGUGUGAGAAAAAUCUGGUGCCCUCAGUACGCGGCAAGCUGGAUGGGACCGCAGGAGUAGCGCGCCAGCCCCACGGAAACAACCGACGGGCCUCGCAACCUACCGCCACGGCCACAGGAACCACCCUCACCGGCAUCCCUAUCCCAGAAAGGAGGAUCACGCUACCAAGGCGCAGGGUCAGCCAGGCUGUAGCCAUGAACAUAAUGACUGCUGUGAUUGUGGGGACGCUGAUGUUUGCGGCCAUCUCUGGUGGGAUCAGCCACGCAUGGCCCAGGGGACACGCCAGCCACGAGAGCCACAACGAGGUGCUCAAGCCCCACCACAAGGCGGCUGAGGACCACCCGGCCGCAAAGCCACUCCAGGCAGCUCCGGACGACGUGCCCGUGGCCCUCCCGCAGAAGGCAUACGACGACAUUGAACUUCCCUUGGACAAGGACCCGGCUGUUCCGCAGAAGUCUGGAGCCAUCAAGGAUGUGGACUAUAAGGCACAGGGGCUGGAACUGGCAGUUGACAAAGAGUACGAGAUCGACGCUUGCUCAGAGACGUUCUGCGGCCCAGGGAGGCACUGCCGGGUGAGCCCGGAGAGCGGCGACGCGGAGUGCGUGUGCCUGGACGCCUGCCGCCCCCACAAGAAGCCGGUAUGCGGAAACGACGGCAAGCUGUACCCGAACCACUGCGAGCUGCACCGGAUGGCCUGUGUGCUGAAGAAGAGGAUCACCAUAGCUCACAACAAGGACUGUUUUUAUCAAGGUGACAACUGCACAGAUGAGGAGUAUGAGAAACUUAAGACAGCUCCUGCUGCUGAUUGGCUCUUAUUGGCUAUUACAGGGGACAACUGUACAGAUGAGGAGUAUGAGAAGCUGAAGACCCAGCUGCUGCGGCUGCAGAACCGUAAGUUUGCGCAAUCCCCGGACGCCCAGGGCCUCGGGCAGGAUGAGCUGUCAAUCAAGAAGUUCCUGGUGACUAUGAUGUUUGAGUACUGGGACCUGGACAAUGAUGGACAGGUGUCAAGCAACGAGAUGGGACAGGUGAUGCGGAAGGAAGAUGAGCUGGCCGAGGUGCUGACCACCUGCUCUCUGUACGACCUGCUCAAGUUUGAUGACAUCAACGACGACCAUCGAGUGGACAUAGACGAGUUUUACAACGCCUUCGGUGUCACCCCAGUCCACCUGUCGGAUGAGAAGAAGAGCCUGGUUACCGUGGCGAAAGUUGGAGACAGCCUGGCGCUCAGGUGUGACAUCACAGGUGACCCGGAGCCAAUCCUGGUCUGGCAGCGCCACGGAGUCGACCUGACAACCAUCGACCUGAGUAGGGACGGCAUCACGGUGUUUGACGAUGGCACGUUGUACAUCACCUCCUUGUCCACCCUGCACAUGGGGAACUACAGCUGCCGAGCCCUGCACAACGGCCAGGUCGUGCAAGUUCACACUGUCAAGGUUCAAGUGCCGCCGUCCACGAAGGUGUCUCCCCGGAGACAGGCGCACAGCCCUGGCAGCACGGCCGAGCUGAAGUGCCACGCCGAGGGGAUCCCCACGCCCGCCGUCAAGUGGCUGAAGAACGGUGGCAACCUCGACCCCAGCGAGUCUCCGCAUGUCUCACUGCAAGACUCGGGUAGCGUGCUCCACAUCAGUAACGUGCGGACGGAGGACAUGGGAGCCUACAUCUGUCACGCCGAGAACCUGGUCGGGUCGUCUGAGGACAUCUCCACCCUCUUCGUCCAGGAUGGUGGACAUUUUAGCAGUCUGCAGCUGGAAAGUGUUUUCUACGUCUUCCACGACGACGGAGUGAACAUCUUCCAGCCCGGCACCUGCCAGCUGGUCCACCACAUCAAGGCCUCCGACAAGAUCCUGGCCACACAGGAGCCCGUCUGCACCCCAGACAUGGACGGUAACCAGGUAUGCAGUUGGGGAUCGGCAGUGAAUGUCCUGGACACCUACAUCUACGUGAGCCAGCCACAGGAGAACAGGGUGCUGGUGCUGGAGACCCGCACUCAGCAGGUCAUACAGGUGAUCCAGACAGACCCCUUACCUGUGGACCUACAGUACAUGGAGGAGCUGGACCAGGUCUGGGUUCUGAACUGGGGGGACAUGGAGAGGUCAUUCCAGACCCUAGAGGUCAUCCGCGAAGCUAGUGCAGCCGUGACGCACCGCACUAUCCACACUGAGCCAGUUGAGAACCAUUUUGACCACGUGGAGUCAUUCUUCCUGCCACCUGUGAAGAUGCUGGAGCAGAACUUCAAGUACGCAUACCUGGUGCACCGGGACCAGCCCAAGAUUGACAAGAUGGACGUGGAGACAAUGAAGUAUGUCAGGACUAUCGACCUGACAGAACAGAACUGCCACCCACAAUCCCUUGCCUUCUCCCCGGUGUCGGGUUACGUCGUGGUGCAGUGUAGCGGUAUCCGUGACGACCAGCGUCACAACGUGGACGACGAUUCGCAGGUUCUUCUGGAUGCCCUCACUGAUGCUGUCAUCCAGGUGAAUCCAGAAAUCCACGGCAAGCCGCACGUGUCUCCGGACGGUCGCUACAUCGUCAGCAUCGACAACGAAUCAGAGCUGAUCGUGGUGCAGAGCAUCUCAGAGGAUGGCCAGCUGUCCCUGUCAUUCGAGGUUCACACCAACCUGCAUGUGAGCGACGUGGCCUUCCACCCGACCAGCGGCUUCAACUCCUACAACCUCUACGUCAGCUCCGAGAGCAAGACGGACAUCCUCUUCGUCAACCUCCUCAACGGCAAGGUCAAAAUGAUCAAGGGCGUGAAGUCCGCCAUGCCGGUGGAGCACUGGCCGUGGGACGAGAGUAACCGCGCCAUCAUCAGCACGGGGCUCUUUGGAAACUACCUCGUCUCUCCGUCCGAGGAGGCCAUCUUUGUGGUCGACUCAAAACUGGACAAGGUCAACUGCGAAAUUGACCAGGUGAAGCACGGCAACGUCAUUGUAUGGGUGGGGGAGCUCUGAUAAAUUUUGCGGGAUGCAUUAAAGUGAAUUAAGAAAAUCGUGGUUGCAAUUUUGAAAAGGGAAACGUCCUCUGAAUUCCUGGCAACAAAUUGUGUCAGCAAAACGAGAUGCAACCUCUGUGUGUGAACUCCCCACUAUAGCUGUGAAGGUGGUAAAAACUGUGCAAUUCUUGUGAGAACAAUGAAACGUUUCGACAGCGGGGAACUCACAUUCUAGAAGUUUUCUUAGGAAACGAGAAGCAUGCCUGACGGAAAAUUUUGCUAAUUUCUCAGAGGUGACUUUUUUAACACUGUACAAUCAUGUAUGUCCUGAAAAGCUUAACCCUAAGGUCCACUUAUUUAAAGUAAAACACAGCAAAACCAGAUAACUUUUCCGUUAUCAACAGAAAAUUCUUGACUGUAAAUGUCACAAAUGCUGACCCCACUCCCAUCUGUAUUGGUGUAUUAAAGAUCAGUGAUUCAUGCUAAGUAAAAUAUAGAACAAUGUAACUCAGCUCUCAUAAAAUGUUUUAGGCAUUUAGGUAUUGGAUGAUGCUGAGUGUGCUGUACAAUACAUAUGAUCAUGUAGUCCAAUACCAACAGAAAGAGUACUGUGACAACAAUUAUUAGAGUAGAGCAGUUUGACAUCCCAUUGUAAAGUAUGCCUCAUUGUGUCUAGAAAAGUCUCUAACUGCAUUAUCCUGGAUAUAUCCUAGUUUUACUGAUACUGAAAGCCCAUUACUGAUCUCCAUCAAAUAAAUGUGCUGCGAUCUCGAUAAAAGAUCUGAAGUCUAAAAGUGCAGAGUAGAAUGCCUACUGUACAUAGACAUGUAGUGGCACUGAGGACUUACUAGUUAAUGCAAGGUAGCUCCUAAGACUCUAGACUACAACAACCGUACGUGUGAUCAGUGUGACUUAAAGGUUUAAACCAAGACUGAUCUAAACAUGGGAUCCCAGGAUCUCCCUGUUGCGAUCCAGACAAUCUGAUCAAUGUGUCUAAGCAUGCUGUAAAUGAGACAACUGUUGACUCUGUUUAGAGACAUGACCACUGUGGUUUGAGUUCACUACCAUGAUUUUUGUAAAGUGUACGUUGUAUUGGAAUAUAUCAUUUAUCAUUCUGUAUACAUUUAAUAGAUGUUAUACGAGCCUUCAAAAGCGUUGGUAAAAGAUAUUUAGAAUUUUUAAACUAUAUAGCCCAACAAAGGGCUCCUGAAGCCAGCACUCUUCUAUGCAAGCUGUUGGGAAACAACUACUGAGUUUGUAUCAGGGCUGGCUUUGGAUGACGGCCCAUUGCUGGGUUAUUGACUUUUGGUAACAAAUUAGAUUUCAUUAUCUUGAAUGGUUGUUCCUUGGAUACUUUAUAUCUCAGCAAAUACUGUAUUGUGAUAAUCACAUUGUAUACACUGAGCUUACACCGAGUUAUAAUAUAAAGGUUGUACCUGAACAUUAUAUGCGAUAUCAGAAACAAGCCUGUCUGUAUGUACAUUUGUUGAAAAGCUGCAUAUUAUUAAUAUGAUGUAUCCAUUUCUUACAUGUAACACAAAGCAUAUGGUUAGGAUCAAAUGCCACAAUUUUAGAAUCUUACAAAUUAUGUACCUGAGUGGAACCUUAAUCAAUUCCUAGUUGCCUAAAAGUUCUAGCUGUAUGAAUGUAGCAAACUCUUUUAGAUGUAAGGAAUACAAACAUACUAUAUGAAGUAAUUGUUGUGGUUGUAAUAUGUUGUAUAUCCACUUUUGUUGAUAUUAUUGCAUCUCUCCUCUUGAUGUACAUGUAUGUAAUGUACUUACCGGGCAAGUGGCUUGGCAAAGAUUUAUGAAAGUGUGCUUCACAAUUAUCAUUGUUGGAAAGCCAAGAAAUUUUCAAAUCAUACAAAUUGUCAUGUGAAAACACUUUCUUGUACUAUCAAAUCACAAAUAGUGAACCAAUCUUUCGGGUAAACAUAGUUAUAGCAAAAUGCACACAUAUUGUUACGGCCUGAGUGACAAGUCUGGGAUAUUGUCAAUGACUUAAGGUGGAAAUUACCCAAACCACACGUUUUGGACCUGCAAAAUGGAAUUUCUACCAUGAGAAAACCAAAUUCAAGUUCUUUUAUUCAGAAACAUCAAAUUCUCACAACUUUCUUCAAGUUGACUUUCCUUUAAGAUAGUUUGGAGUUACUCAAACAUCUUCUGAAAUUGUGAAGUUUGCCUACAUCAGUCAUAGCUUGUCUUGUAUGGUGUCUAUCAUAGGAGACCAUGUAUGCUAAGGAGACAGAAAUGUCAUAGAAGAAGCCUUGGAAUUAAUUCUGUACAGAGAAUUCAAUGAUAAUAAUUAUUGCUCUUGCUGCAUGUGCAUACUGAGAGAAAUCCGCGUCUGGCACUUUUCCCUGUAGCCAAAGAAGAUUGUUGUUGGUGUGUUGUGUGCUGAUACACGUGAUAGGGUAGAUACAUGUACAAUCCAUGACAUCAGAACUGUUGUAGCCUGGGAUGCAGCCUUCUUCAGCUUCGGUUUUGGCAGAAGCAAGAAGUGAAUUGAAUUGAAGCUUAGCAAGGCUGGAUUUCAGGCUUUUCAGUUUUCAGGUUAAUGUUAGAGACUUAAAAGUGUACAGGAAUGCUGGGAAACGAGUUAAAUGGUUGUGCAUGUCAUAUGUUGGCGAUGAGGAGGUCCGCAAGCCCGAGCAAUCAGAUGUAAGAAAUGUCUGAUUAUCACAGCCCUUACCUAAUACAACGGUGUGGUGGUGUUACAUAGAUGCUCAACGUGUUCAGGCAGAGGAGCUAGUGGGCCCUUGCUGUGGUAAUUUUACAUCAUGCCUCAACAUGCUCAGAUAAAGGAGCUAGAGGCCCUUGGCUGUGCACUGAUGACUGUACUGUAGCUUGCGAGCAGACACAUGCUUUGCAAACCUUAACAAUAAAAAAAAACACAUAAAAAGUAUAACUAC